CAGAGUGUUGCCGAGUGAUCCAACGGACAGGCUCUCAUCCUUUGCUUGUUACAUGCAAAUUCAGUGAAGGUGCAUGGCAAGGUGUCACUGCCAGUAUGCACUGUAGAGAUGAACAACCCUCCAAAGCGUGUCUCCGCACAUAGCCAGCCAACAUGAGAAGACAAAGAGCAUUCACCCAUAGAUCCAGAAAUGGAUGUCGCACCUGUCGGUCACGUCAACAUCAAGACUAGGCUCCUGAUCCUAGGGUCCCGCCAUAUCAAAUGUGAUGAAACCCCAAAUGCAUGCCGCAACUGCACUUCCACAGGGCGCAAAUGCGACGGGUACACUCAAUAUCGACUACCCUCUCGUAAGGUGACACUACCAGUCUCCAAACCAUCAAAGAGCCUCAUCCUCUGUCUCCCUGGACUGGAUUCCGAUGAGCGUCGAUGUCUCCAGUUCUUCGAGCACAACACCAUCCCCAUGCUAGUGGGGUAUGCGGACUCGGAAGUAUGGCAACGUCUCGUACUACAAAUGUGUCAUCGAGAACCCGCCGUCUGCCACGCAGUAGUCGCGCUCAGUGCCUUUCAUGAAGACUACGAACGGAGCAUCAAAGCUCUGAAAUCAAAACCCGAUCACCGCCAUCACCACUUUGCAUUGGAACAAUACAAUCGCUCCAUGGCAAUGUUGCGCCGGCGCAUCCAAUCCAAUGGCCCCCAAGUCCGUGGCAUCACACUCAUGUGCUGUAUCACCUUCAUCAUCCUCGAACUCCUCGAGGGGGACUACACCAACGCCUUCUCCCAUCUCCAACAAGGCCUCAACAUCCUGAAAACCCAAUCAACCCACCACGCACUAACCACCGAGCGCAUCCUCGCCAAAGCCUUCCUGCAGCUCAACACCCCGCGAGCCUACUGGAAUGGCCCUGACGUCGUCGUAACCGGCCACCCUCCCAAGGGCAGCGUGCGGGAAGUAGCAUACGAAGUCACGCCAAUCCACAACAUCGCCGAAGCAAAAGAUCGUCUACGCGUACUAAUGAACAACAUCUUCCACCUCCAAUCUCUCUGCAACCUCUUCUUCCGCGGCGAACAAGACCCAAAUCUCAACACUCUAACCCUCUCCGCAAAACAAACCGCCCUCCACCACGACCUAACAGACUUCACCCUCGACCUCAAAUCAUUCAUCUCGUCCCACGAAUCCAACACUGCCUGGACGUUACGAGAAACCCGCAGCGUGGACGUCAUCCUCACACACGUAGCAACCCUAACCAGCAUGCUCGGCUGUUCCCUAGACACGACGGAACUAGGUUACGACAACUUCCUACCCGAGUUCAAGCGCAUCAACGACCUCUGUGAACGAAUCAUAGCCACCUUCGUGACUGAAUACGGGAGUUACGAGAACCUCCCCACCAUGGUCACUGAUAUCGGUGUCCUACCAUCGUUGUUCUGGUGCUGUGUGAGGUGUCGGGAUGCAGAGACCAGAGAACGAGCGCUUCAAUUGCUGAAGGUGUGGCCCCAUCGCGAGGGGUUUUAUGAUUCGUAUCUGAUAGUGAAUAUUUGUCGAGGAUUGAUUGACCUUGAGGAUGAGGGAAGAGAUGCUAAAGGGUUUAUCCCGAGAAAGUAUCGUGUGUAUACGCAUACGAUUGAAGUUGCGGAGGAUCGGAGGAGUAUGAUUAUAAGGUAUGUGAUGGCUGGUGGUGAAGGUGGGGAGCAGGAGAGGAUGGUGGUGCUUGAGUACAGUUCAUCGCCGCUAAACGAAGGAGGACGGAACAGGCUGCUGCUCUAUUAG
Aspergillus neoniger CBS 115656 is the source of this 1761-nucleotide messenger RNA. Its product is annotated as Zn(II)2Cys6 transcription factor. NCBI's taxonomy places the organism in Eukaryota, Fungi, Ascomycota, Eurotiomycetes, Eurotiales, Aspergillaceae. Gene Ontology annotation, molecular function: DNA-binding transcription factor activity, RNA polymerase II-specific; zinc ion binding. Gene Ontology annotation, biological process: regulation of DNA-templated transcription. The record is from RefSeq and is a predicted model, not a curated record. The coding region runs from base 190 to 1761 and encodes 523 amino acids. The transcript is spliced from 5 exons.